Messenger RNA from Oreochromis niloticus (Nile tilapia), 726 nucleotides. RefSeq lists its product as uncharacterized. The record is from RefSeq and is a predicted model, not a curated record. NCBI's taxonomy places the organism in Eukaryota, Metazoa, Chordata, Actinopteri, Cichliformes, Cichlidae. The coding region runs from base 226 to 639 and encodes 137 amino acids. The transcript is spliced from 6 exons.
GGCUUCAGUUCCCCCAUUUCCCCCCAACUUGAUUCUACUGACAGACCACAAAAGGCAACACCCGCUGAAAGCCGAGGCUCUUUGUGCAAAUCUGUAAGCGUUCAUCCAGAAACGAAGUGGCGUUAAGCGGCAGAAUACACGGCUCAAUGCUGACAUGCAGCAGCUUAUAGAAACACAGCAUGCCCGCCUGUGAGGGAGACGACGACGUCCGCAGUUUGGCCUAAGAUGAGCAGCUCCGGUAAACGAGAGAGGGAGCAGAAGAGGAAACUGCAGCACUUCCUCGGUGACCUUGCUUUGCUCGGAUCCUUGCAGGGUUUUAAAUACUUCCAGCCAUGGCUCAGGGGGAAAGAGGAGUUGCUGCUGACAGUUGUUAAUGAGGAUCUGGGUUGGCGUUCCCCAGGCUUUAUGGUGUCCAGAGCCUCCUCCUACUCCUCCACCAGCAGCUGUAACAGCAGUGAUGUCUCUCCCAGCAGCAGCUCUCCCAGUCUGGCCAGCCGUAGCAGCUCCCCCUGCCCGGGGAGCCUCCGGGCCCACGAGGCUCCCAGUCACAUACCAAGACACAGCCACAGACUGCCAGUCACAGGGAGGCCUGCAUCGAGGAGCAUCUUCUCCCAGCGUCUCCCAGUGAAAGGGAGAUAGCAGUACCCGAGGUGAACUGCACUCUGUUUCUAUUGGCCGGCUACGUCAAAUACGGACGCCCCUACGCGUGGAUACGCUCCAAUCACG